This is a messenger RNA of Hippocampus comes (tiger tail seahorse), 1108 nucleotides long. It is a transcript of the gene trir, whose product is annotated as telomerase RNA component interacting RNase. Gene Ontology annotation, molecular function: 3'-5' exonuclease activity; 5'-3' exonuclease activity. The record is from RefSeq and is a predicted model, not a curated record. Lineage: Eukaryota; Metazoa; Chordata; Actinopteri; Syngnathiformes; Syngnathidae. Bases 463 to 900 code for a protein of 145 amino acids. The transcript has 3 exons.
CCACGACGUGUCGUCACUGAUAACCUAAACAUGGCUGACGGCGAGCGAUGAGCUUAGUGAAAACCUAGCCCAAAACACUGGCCCACUCUACACAUUCGACAAGCCUGGACGCGGGUAUUUAACGCUUGCGGGGAGCAACGUUCAAUUUUGUCAUCGUAAAGACGUCAUCAACCGAAAUAGGUGCUCUUUUAUUCGAAAGUAGAAUCGACCAGACGGCGUUAGCAACAUUAGCUUUCGAACCAACUGCUGCUUUUGUGGUUUUUUUCCCCCUCUAAGUAAGUGGCUCACGUCGACCUCUUUUUGACUUCUUUUUUUUCGGAAGGGAUACGUUGUUUUCGUUUUUAAGAGACGCCGUCGAGUUAAACCACGCACAUCGAAGCCAUAUAAAGCGGAGCAGCCCGUCGUCUAACUGGAGGUCCCCGGCAACUCCCGAACACCGAGACACCGCCGCAGUCCCUAAACAUGGAACAAAGGCGCAGACAGGGGAAAUCGCACCCCGCCGACGGCGGUAGCAGCAGCGGCGGGGACUCGGACGGCGGCUGCCCCUCGUCCCCGUCCGCGGGCCAACAAGAAGUCCCGUCUUCUUCGGGCAACGCGUUCGCCAACGACGGCAGCUUCAUGGAGAUGUUCAAGAAGAAGAUGGAAGAGGAGAUGAGGAAAAAGGCGCAGGGGGCAGAUGGAGAGCAAGGACAUACGAAGCCCCCUCCGGUCACCAGCUUUGUGGGGAAGCGCAGAGGCGGUGUGUUCCUUAAGACCGGCAUGGUUGCCAAGAAGCAGAAACAGGACACAGAGACGACGCCCGGCAAGAGUGAUGCUUGGUCAAAGUACAUGGCGGAGGUGAAAAAGUACAAAGCGCACCAGUGUGGCGAUGACGAUAAGACCAGGCCAUUGGUCAAGUAGACGUGGAUCCCGCAGAAGAGACCUUUGCCUUUCUUCCAUCUUUUGUUACCCUGAAGUUUGCCUUUUUGUCUUCUUUUUUUUUUCUCGGUUUGAUUUGAUAAUGUUCAUGUUCUCCUCAACAAUGCUUUGAAAGCUUUGCAUCCGUAAUUGACCGUGUAGUUCUUUUGGAUGAUGUUACGGCUUGAUAAAAAUCGACACUGCCUAUUCA